Molecule: messenger RNA, 1741 nt
Organism: Zea mays
Lineage: Eukaryota; Viridiplantae; Streptophyta; Magnoliopsida; Poales; Poaceae
Product: IAA-amino acid hydrolase ILR1-like 3
Exons: 5
Coding region: 168-1463 (431 amino acids)
Biological process (GO): auxin metabolic process
Molecular function (GO): hydrolase activity
Source: RefSeq, marked validated
UCGAGGCUCCACAAAUGCUCCACUGGUGCACGGUAUGUUAUCAUUCCGUGAGCUAUGAUGUACGUCAGCGUCCGUUUCCUCGAGGCUCGACCAGUCGAGCUUGAGAAAAAUCAAAGCUCCCACCUACCUCGAGACCCAGGACGCGUGGAGAGCGGUGCCAAACCACCAUGGCGAUCCUGCUCCUCUUGCUCUUCGUUUUGUCCUCAGCUUCAGCUGAUGAGUACGGGGAAGAGCUGCUGCAGCGCGCGUGGGGGGAGCGGGAUUGGAUGGUGAGCGUGCGGCGGCGCAUCCACGCGCAUCCGGAGCUCGCGUUCCGGGAGCACCGCACCGCAGCCCUCGUCCGCGAGGAGCUCGAGCACCUCGGCCUUCCCGCCCGCGCCGUCGCCGGAACGGGCGUCGUCGCUGAUGUAGGUUCCGGGGCGCCCCCCUUCGUGGCGCUCCGCGCCGACAUGGACGCGCUCCCGCUCCAGGAAUUAGUGGAGUGGGAGCAUAAGAGCAAGGUGGACGGAGUGAUGCACGCCUGCGGGCACGAUGUCCACACAGCGAUGCUUCUGGGAGCAGCAAAGUUACUCAGCCAGCGUAAGGAUCAGCUCAAGGGAACAGUGAGACUCCUUUUUCAACCUGCCGAGGAAAGUGGUGCAGGUGCAUCUCAUAUGAUAAGAGAAGGGGUUCUGGACGGUGUUGAAGCCAUAUUUGCAAUGCAUGUUGAUUAUCGUAUACCAACUGGUGUAAUAGCAGCUCACCCAGGACCUACACAAGCGGCUGUAUGUUUCUUCGAAGCAAAAAUUGAAGGUAAAAGUGGGAUGGCUGAAACCCCACACUUAAAUGUGGAUCCUGUUGUCGUCACAUCAUUGGCCAUCCUGUCCCUGCAGCAGCUUAUUUCUAGAGAAGAUGAUCCUCUUCACAGCCAAGUGGUCUCGGUUACCUAUGUGAAAGCUGGAAAAGCCCUUGAUGCUACCCCUAACCUUGUUGAAUUUGGAGGUACUUUGAGGAGCCUCACCACUGAAGGCCUUUACUGUCUGCAAAGAAGGGUUAAAGAGGUGGUAGAAGGGCAGGCGGCUGUGCAUAGGUGCAAGGGAGCUGUCGAAAUAAAGGUUGAGGACUACCCGGUGUACCCUGCCGUUGUGAACGACGAGAAGCUGCAUCGACAUGUAGAGGAUGUCGGCAGAGGCUUGCUUGGCCCGGGCAAGGUGAGACCAGGGGAAAAGAUCAUGGCCGGCGAAGACUUCGCUUUCUACCAGCAGCUUGUUCCCGGCGUUAUGUUUGGCAUCGGCAUUAGAAACGAGGAAGCUGGUUCUGUUCACUCGGCUCACAACCCCUAUUUCUUCGUCGAUGAGGACGUCAUUCCUGUUGGGGCUGCUUUGCAUGCUGCCAUUGCAGAACUGUACUUCACUGACGGCCCCCUCUUUCGACAAAGAAGACUAGUGGUUUCUCGUUCGUGCGGUUGGUCUCGGGUUCAGUAAAUAUAAAUAUAGUUUGACAUGUACAAAUGCAUUUAAAAGCUCUUUUUUACAAAAUUGUCAGGUUGUUGAUUUGGCUUUAAUCCGUACUUUCUUCUACAGUAUUUUGUCUGGAUCAGUCCGAACAGAUGGCUUCAGCUGGCCAAUCAGAUCUGAACAUCUGGUCCACCAUGCUGAUCAGCCGCGCUCCGCGGCCAGUAUCAACCUCCAACUAUUUUUCCCUCUGUAACCAGAAACACUACACAUGUUUCUCAACCCUACAGUGGUCUAGCUAUUUUAUU